AUCAGGGAGAAAGGAUGGAAUAAAGAUUGCAGACGUUCUUCUUCAUUAUUUAGCUUACGUCCGACUUGAACGAUAUCGAGUCCACUUCGUCUUCCGUUCUACAUCAAGCUGCAAUGCCUAGCAUUGCUCUAUAUUUUGCUACUCUUGUUUUUUUGUCAUUUACAAUUGCCUGUGAGAUUAAUCAUGGAUGUGUUCAUGCAUUGAAGGAUGAAGAAAACAACAAAUCAUCUGUCAAGACUGUCAAGAGUGAAGAUGGCAGCGUAAUUGAUUGCGUUGAUAUAUACAAGCAACCUGCUUUUGAUCAUCCUUUGCUUAGGAACCACACAAUACAGAUGAGACCCACAGCAUAUCCAGAUGGGAUAAAUAUGAAUACGCCUGCAAUCAAUAUAACAAAAGUUAUAUGCCCAGAAGGAACAAUCCCCAUUCUAAGAACUCAACCAUUUGAAACAAAACUCGGUCGAAAGUCUCUCAACUUCGAACAUCCUCAAGUUUCUGGGCAUGAGCAUGCAGUAGUUUAUCUGACAGGAAAGUACCUUGGAGCACAUGCUAGCAUAAAUGUAUGGCAACCAAAUGUGAGGACUCCUGCUCCUGCUCCUGAAUUCAGCCUGUCUCAAAUCUGGGUUAUUUCUGAUAACUCACAAAAUAGGGCCACUGCUGAAGCUGGGUGGAUGGUUUUUCCAGCUUUUUUUAAAGAUAGCCAGACACGGUUCUUCUUGUAUUGGACCGAUGAUAACUACCAGCAAACUGGUUGCUACAAUCUGAACUGCCCUGGUUUUGUUCAAACAAACAAACACUUCGCUCUUGGUUCCGUCAUAAAACCAGUCUCAACGUACAAAGAAAAGCAUUUGAUAUAUCUAUUACCAUAUACAAGGUAA
This is a messenger RNA of Macadamia integrifolia, 875 nucleotides long. RefSeq lists its product as uncharacterized. NCBI's taxonomy places the organism in Eukaryota, Viridiplantae, Streptophyta, Magnoliopsida, Proteales, Proteaceae. Bases 114 to 875 code for a protein of 253 amino acids. The transcript is spliced from 5 exons. The record is from RefSeq and is a predicted model, not a curated record.